AUGUAUUGGCCAUGCGGAGUUCCUCAGCUCUACACUCACCAUGUUGCGAACCGAGAACUUGCCAACGGUGCACAUGCCGCCCCGCAAAAUGGGAACGACAAAGGCGGCCCGGCAGUUGACGAGCCUACGGAUGGCAUCCUUGAUAUCUGCACCACACGAUCUGAUCAUCUUUUCGCCUCAAUAACAGCUUCCAGUUUGAACGUAUGGUCCACAAGGCCAACAGUCGUCUUGGCUACUCAUGAAAGGUCCCAAAAUUCGAUUGAGUCCUUCGGUCACAAUGUCAGUGUCCUGUUCAAGCCAGAUAGUAGCACCAUUGCAAUCAGAACAAGCGGGAGCUACAUCCUGACCUUUGCCGUCGACACUGAUCCCCAGCAUCGCGUUCUACAGCAGCAUCACGGUCAUAGCCAGUCUAGGCGACAGAGUGUUCUAAGACAUUUCGGCGUAGAUGAGUCUUAUGGCCUCGCAGAGUUACUGCUGCAUUUCCGACGUGUCAUCAAAGUCGAUGCUGGCAUCCACCACAUUAUUGCUGCUGAGCACGAACUGGUGGUGGCCACGGUCAAGCCCGCAGCUGUCCAAUGCAUUCGAUGGGAGCCUGGAGAAGGCCCCCAAGCCGUGGCUCAGGUCGUGAGCAAGUUGGAGUGGAUGGCUAAAGCCGCCGUCUCGUACAUGACUUUUGACCGAGCCAUGAAUCUGACCGUAUGGAUUGACACCGACGGUUCGGCUUAUGCGGUACAACGUGCAAGGCCCAAGCCACCACGCAGUCGGUCCUCUGAGGAAGCCUUAGAGCAGACCAAAUCGCCUGGUAUGAAAAGUCCCCGACUUUUCCAGGGCUACCGCUUCCAUAAACCGGAAGGUGGUGUUGCAUCACGCGCAGCAAUAAAUGCAAGGUUCUCGCUAUUGGCCAUCGCACUUACUGAUGGCAGUGUCUUGUGUUAUGCUGCAAAGGACUACGUCGGAAACAUUCCUCACUCGCACACCUUUAAAGCAUUGGCGUCGCCUGCUACAACCGGCUCGAUUGUAUCGCUGAGCUGGUCGCCAGACGGCUACUGUCUCUUCGUUGGCUAUGAAAAAGGUUGGUCGACGUGGAGCGUUUUCGGCCGUGAAGGUGCCUCGACCUUCCACUGCAACCCAGAACACGCCGAAACGAAUGGAGAUACCUGGUUGCUCAAGACGCGGACCGCGAACUGGACUGGUCAUGGGGCCGAGCUUCUGCUUUCGGCCGGCGAUCUCACCAUAUACAAGCUCGAAGUCUCGCGCAGUGCCGCUAUCGGCUGCUUUUCUUGCGCGAACCUCGUGAGAGCCUUGUUGCAAGUGCCUGGUGAAAUCCAGAUCUAUAAGGGUCACGAGUUGCCCGACCUGACCUCCAUUUCGAAUCAAGCGUCGUUAUGGCACCAUGCUCAAUUUCCUGCGGCAUACCUACACAAUCACUGGCCAAUCAAAGCGACGGUGGUGUCCCAAGAUGGUAGAUAUGUCGCUAUCGCAGGGCGAAGGGGUCUAGCCCACUAUUCUGUUAACAGCGGAAGGUGGAAGACUUUCUCAGACCUGGCCGUGGAAGCAUCUUUCGCCGUCCGUGGUGGCAUGUGCUGGUUUGGCCAUAUGCUAGCCGUUGCUACCGAAAACGCCGCUGGAUACGACCUGCGACUAUACUCAAGAGACUCCGAUCUGGGCAGAAACCCUCUUCAUACCGAGUCUUUCUCAAUGCCAAUUGUUUUCGUUGGCCCUUCAGGAGAAGACUCGAUCUUGGUAUACACAUAUGAGAAUAUUCUAUAUCACUAUGUCAUCCACUAUACCGAUAGGGGAGCACAGCUGAUCCAAGUCGGACAGAUCGCCUUCCACGGUGUUGUCCGCGCACCGAGUCGCGUGAGAUCCGUGAGCUGGGUGGUCCCGGAUUCUCAGCUUCGCAAUGGUGACCCUUCGAGAGAUGUAGAAUUCGCCUCUGUUCUGUUCUUGGUUGACGAUAAGCUUGUGUUGUUGCAGCCCUCCAGGACACCGGAAGACGACCUGAAAUACGAUCUCCGCGUCGUUGCUCAACACGUCGAGUACUACAUACUCAUGCGAGAUCAGCUCUAUUUCAAUUUUAGUGGCACAGAAGAGUCCGCACCCGCGACACCUUCUCCAGGCGCGAUGCUCAGCAGCACUCAGCGCCACACACCGUUCUCGUUGAGAGACUCGCUAUGGAUUUUUUCCGGUCCAUCGCUCCGCCUUUGGCCAGACAUCCGAGACGUACUGCAUCACGCUGCAGAAGGUACUCUAGAGGAGGCGCCACUGCUCACUGUCCCUGUCGACUUUUAUCCACUUUCGAUUUUGCUUACGAAGGGCGUCGUCCUCGGCAUAGAAGCAGAAUUGAUGCAGCGACGCGACGUUGACUAUUCCCAAUACCGCACCAAUAUCCGCACUCAACUCUUCUUACCCUAUGUACUUCGUCACCAACUACUGGAUGCCAAAGAUACAGCCGCGGCUUUUGCUUCUGCCCACCAGUACCAGCAUCUCAGUUACUUUCCACACGCUCUGGAGAUCCUGCUGCAUCACGUUCUGGACGACGAGUAUGAGCGCAGGCAGAAGCAGCUUCCAGCGCCAGACCCGGAGCCGUUGCCAGCCAUCCUGUCAUUCCUCCAACUGGUGCUUCCCUCCAGCACGUACCUCUCGACCAUCGUUUCAUGCGUACGCAAGACAGAGGUGACGUUCUGGCCAACUCUCUUCGAGCACCUUCCAACCCCGCUCCAGCUGUUUGAAGAGGCUCUUCAUCUGGAAGAUCUCAAAACGGCAAGCGGAUUCCUCAUCAUUCUACAAGGCCUAGAAGACGAACAAGACGACGAAGUUGACACGUUCGAUGCUCGACAGUUCGAAACGCAUGUCGUCCGCUUGAUGACCCUGGCGAAGCAAAAGGAGAACUACGAGCUCUGUGCCGAGCUCGCCCGCUUCAUGAUGGGCAUCGACCCCCGGGGCGAUGCGCUGAGGAGGGUGGUCACAAAGGUCGGUUUCAGGCAGAGUAACACGCAUUUGGAGCCGUCGUCAGCGUCGUCGGCUACUGCUGCUGCUGGGCUGGUAAGAGGUAUCGGGCUUGGGUUGAGUCUGCCGGACAGGGCUAGACGUGGCGGGGGUGGCAGUGGGGCCACGAGUCCGACGGACACAAGCACCGAGAGGAGCGAGAGGAGUGAGAGAAGUCUCGCGGCCGGUGGGGAUUAUUUCUCGUCGAGUCCUGGAGGGUAUUGA
Cyphellophora europaea CBS 101466 is the source of this 3213-nucleotide messenger RNA. RefSeq lists its product as uncharacterized. The record is from RefSeq and is a predicted model, not a curated record. Gene Ontology annotation, biological process: intracellular protein transport; retrograde transport, endosome to Golgi. Bases 1 to 3213 code for a protein of 1070 amino acids. Gene Ontology annotation, cellular component: cytosol; Golgi membrane; Ric1-Rgp1 guanyl-nucleotide exchange factor complex. Gene Ontology annotation, molecular function: protein binding. Lineage: Eukaryota; Fungi; Ascomycota; Eurotiomycetes; Chaetothyriales; Cyphellophoraceae. The transcript has a single exon.